UUCCGUCAAUCUCGAACAUGGAGUCGAAUGGUUUGAAGCUGAAUUUCUGGGAGAAUGGACCGAAACCCGGUCAGUUUUAUUCAUUCCCGGGUAACAGCAGCAGCACGGUUCCUGGUUGUGGACCCAUCAAACACACACUCAACCCCAUGGUAACGGGCACAUCAGUGCUGGGUGUGAAGUUUAAUGGUGGUGUUAUCAUUGCUGCUGACAUGCUCGGCUCUUAUGGGUCCCUGGCACGGUUCCGAAACAUCUCCAGAUUAAUGAAAGUCAACAACAGCACCAUCCUGGGAGCCUCAGGAGACUAUGCAGACUAUCAAUACCUCAAACAGAUCAUUGAACAGAUGGUGAUCGAUGAGGAGCUUCUUGGAGAUGGACACGGCUACACUCCCAAAGCAAUCCACUCCUGGCUCACGCGGGUCAUGUACAAUCGCCGCAGUAAGAUGAACCCUUUGUGGAACACAGUGGUCAUUGGUGGAUUUAACAAUGGAGAAAGCUUUCUUGGUUAUGUGGACAAGUUGGGAGUUGCCUAUGAAGCCCCAACAGUUGCAACAGGAUUUGGUGCUCAUUUGGCUCAGCCCUUAAUGAGGGAGGCGCUGGAAAACAAGGUAGAAAUUACAAAGGAUGAGGCACGAGCACUGAUAGAGCGAUGCCUUAAAGUUUUGUACUACCGCGAUGCCCGCUCCUACAACAGGCAUGAGAUUGCAAUUGUGACCGCUGAAGGUGUUGAGAUUAUCGGACCACUGUCAUCUGAAACAAACUGGGACAUUGCCCACCUGGUCAGUGGUUUUGAAUGAGACGUCAUAUUUGGACAUGCCCUUAGCACCACCAGAUCAUUAUUGUAUUGUCAAGACUAUAGUUAGACUUGUUUCUCUUUUGUUAUACAUAAAUGCAUUUUCCAAAAGUUGUUUUCUGUGUCACCAUUGUACUUUUUUAUAUUUAAGUUGUGUAUAGAUAUUUAACAUGGACCCAUAACAAUUAAAUUAGGACAAACAUCCAUGCUUUGACCCUCAGAUUAGUAGAUUUAUAGUUACAAUCAUGUACACAGCUGCCCAGAGUUUUAAAAUAAUGUGUCUUUAAUAUUGAAAUCAUACUUUUAUUCAUGGAGCAUGCAUGAAAUUGAAAGUUAGAAAACACAUGUUACAAAUAACUUUAAAUAUACACUUUAUUUAAAUUGUUCCUCAGUGCUCAAGUGAAGAUUCAUUCAUAGAUUAAUUUAUCCAUAAUGAUCUUUUAUGAUCGUUUACCAUCAAUUCUUAAGGUUCUUUUCCUCUUUCUUAAGGGUGACUUACUGUUUUCUUAACAAUAAUGGUUAUUUGGGCUUUGCCAUAACAGGUAAAAAUGAAUGCAGAAAUAAAAAUGAUGCAAAUGGUAAUAAUUCU
Messenger RNA from Xyrauchen texanus (razorback sucker), 1379 nucleotides. RefSeq names its product proteasome subunit beta type-4-like. NCBI's taxonomy places the organism in Eukaryota, Metazoa, Chordata, Actinopteri, Cypriniformes, Catostomidae. The transcript has 7 exons. Bases 18 to 794 code for a protein of 258 amino acids. Gene Ontology annotation, cellular component: proteasome core complex. The record is from RefSeq and is a predicted model, not a curated record.